Knipowitschia caucasica is the source of this 555-nucleotide messenger RNA. NCBI's taxonomy places the organism in Eukaryota, Metazoa, Chordata, Actinopteri, Gobiiformes, Gobiidae. The record is from the annotation of a GenBank genome assembly.
AUGGCAGACUGCUUCAGACGUCCCGACCCGCUGGUGUUUGAUGGCAACAUUGCGGAGAACUGGCGCGUUUUUGAGCAAGAAUACGACAUUUUCGUCGCGGCAGCUCAUUCAGACAAGUCUGCACGGACAAGGGCCUACAUUCUCCUGAAUCUAGCAGGCCCUGAAGCAAUCGAGAGGGAGCGCUCUUUUGUCUAUGCAGCGGAGGAACUGCGAGAACACACAGCCAUUGAUCGGACUCUCCAGACCCUCAGCGGCGUCAUCAGACAUGGCUGGCCAACUGCUGACAUCUUUGAAUGGCACGGCCAGCAGUAUCUGGUGCUUGUGGAUUCCUUCUCGGGCUGGUUCGAGAUCGACCUGUUAAACAACAUCACGUCGGCUAAUGUGAUCUGCAAACUAAAAAGGCACUUCUCGGUCCAUGGAGCCCCUCACACUCUGAUCACAGAUAAUGGACGACAGUUCACAAUGCAGACGCAUUCCCAGGGCGCCUCCAAAGGCUACCGAAGGGAAGACCGGAACGUCCCAGAGGGAGAAGGCAGGGCAGAUCACAGUCCUUGA